UUCUCGUUCAAACGUUUUUGGACCGUGCAGCAACUGCUCAAUUAUGUUGAAGAUUUACAAACUGGUGUCCAAAUGGAAGCAGGCCCACAAUGGGCUUAUGCCGCAGCUCCAUUUCCGUGGAGCACGUCAGCCUCGCGGGAAGGGCAAGCGUACUAGAGUACGUUUACCAGUAGCCAUUAUAAAUGGAAAGGCAAUUCCUCUUCGCAAACUGAGGAGCAACGUUAAUGUGAUAUAUCGCAUUAACGUUCCGCGCCUGAGGCGCCAAUGGCAGUGCCGCAGGUUCGAUCUCAGGGUCCCGGCAUAUGUAUGCAAAAAUAACAUGGUUCAGCCGUUAUUAUCAUGGGAGCUGCUGGACCACAUCAUGAUGCUGCCUGUGGAGCAGGGAACUGCUGAGUUUCAGGCGUAUGUCAAUAAUAUGCUGCAGUUGCCACAUGCUUAAAGGACAAAUAAUGCUAACGCAGUAUAUUUUCAUGUGUAUUAUAACAAUGCAAUAGUUAAAUACAUCACAAAAGC
Molecule: messenger RNA, 513 nt
Organism: Drosophila arizonae
Lineage: Eukaryota; Metazoa; Arthropoda; Insecta; Diptera; Drosophilidae
Source: RefSeq, a predicted model, not a curated record